AUGUCCUCGAACUCCCGCUCCAAUGGUCGCUCUAAUGGCACCGCAACCUCCAAGCUGGUCGUCGUCCUUAGGCUCUCAUCAAGUCUUCUGAGAAAGUUCGCGCCUGUGCCAGACACAAAGGACAAGAGGAGGAAGAGCAGCACAGCGGCGGCCAUCGCCAGCAACAAGACCACCGAAGCCGCUGGCUCCCCUCUCAAAAAGGAGGAGGUUCCCUCCUCGCCCUCAUUAUCCGCCGCGGACCCGGCACCCGCUGCGUCCUCCGUGGACACUGCAUCCGAUGCUGCUUCCACACCCGCCGCUGCUUCCUCAGCGGCCGAUCGUCGAAAGGGUCUUCCCGGUCCAAAGCCUGGUGCGAAGAGAGGUCUCAACGCCACCCCAGACAGCAACCUCAAGCCGAGGGGGAAGCCCGGCCCUAAGAAGAGGCCUAGGCUUGAGGAUGGCACCGCGGAGAAUGUUAGAUUGAGCACUACCCAUCGGUUGGGACCCAAAGCCAACACAGGCGCGAUUAAUGCCGGACUUCGUGCUCUAGAUCGGACUGGCGCCCCAUGCCGCAAGUGGGAGCGUAAGCCCUUGCAGCUCAAGAGCUUUACUGGAAUACAAUGGCAGCUACCUUCCUGGCGCGCGCCCCGGGGCCAGAAACAGGGAACGAACGGUGACACGAAAGAAGGUGUUCUCGAGACUGGUGACAGCGACAGCAGAGCCAACCAAAGCGCAAGCGGCGUUCCCAGUGAAAAGAGCAACUCUGGUGACGGAGACCUCACACCGGCUCCUCCCAGUAUGGUCGAGGCAUCGUCGCCUGCCCUCGCCAUGGCCGCCUAG
This is a messenger RNA of Aspergillus calidoustus, 819 nucleotides long. Lineage: Eukaryota; Fungi; Ascomycota; Eurotiomycetes; Eurotiales; Aspergillaceae. The record is from the annotation of a GenBank genome assembly.